Messenger RNA from Paramisgurnus dabryanus, 947 nucleotides. NCBI's taxonomy places the organism in Eukaryota, Metazoa, Chordata, Actinopteri, Cypriniformes, Cobitidae. The record is from RefSeq and is a predicted model, not a curated record.
AGAGAGAGAGAUUGAGAGAUCAGAGAGAGAGACAGGCGGAGAGAUGUGCAUGGGAGGGAAAAGACAGGGAGGAGACAAGUAAAAGCCAAAGGAAUCUGAAAAUCACAAGCGGCACUAGAGGAUUGUAAACUUCCCCUGAGCUGUGAUUGGACCCUGGUAAGACCCUGAAACAUGGGCAUCUGGCCAGUUCCUGUUCUGCUUUGCUGCUGUUUCUUUGUUUUUGUUCCUGUUUGGGCACAGCAAACUGUUUUCCCACCAGAAAUACAGGACUUUGAAAGCACUUUUCCACCAUCGGACUGCAGAGAGGAAACAUACCCCUGUACCAGGAUGUACUCGGUUCAUCGACCUACAAAAAGAUGCAUCCAUUCACUCUGUAUCUACAGUCUCUCAAGAGUCUAUGUGAUUAACAAGGAAAUCUGUGUGAGGACCGUAUGUCGACAAGAUGAGCUCAUGAUGGCUGAACUUUGUCGAGAGAAAUCUGGGUGGCCGAAACGGCACACAAGAACAACAAAUAGACGCUGUCGCCGUAGCAACCCAAAAACAUGGGCAAACGAGGGUUAAUGUUAGGUGGAUUACGCAGAGGGCGGGAGACUGAAAGAAGGAGCGAGUUCUUGUUCAAACAAAUACAGCUAUACAUCUUAAUUACAAAUCUUAAACUAUAAGACUAUCAAAACUGUCGUUCAGUGACGUCAUAAUUAUUAAUUUGGAUGAAUGUCGACGUGUUUUAACCAGGCUAUUUUAACAGGGUUGUAAUUUACACAAGGGAUGACAAUGCAUACUGUCUAUGCUGAUGGGAAAAAGUUACCUAAUGCAGUCACAAUUUUAUAUUCCUUUAGGAGGCUAUACAGCACACAUCAGAAACUGUAUGUAAAAAAAAAUAAUAAUACAAUAUAUAUAUUUUCAAAAUAUCUGUAUUUUACAAAUAUUAUUAAAUGUUAUUAUUCUAA